Molecule: messenger RNA, 6084 nt
Organism: Culicoides brevitarsis
Lineage: Eukaryota; Metazoa; Arthropoda; Insecta; Diptera; Ceratopogonidae
Gene: Nup205
Product: nuclear pore complex protein Nup205
Exons: 6
Coding region: 117-5942 (1941 amino acids)
Biological process (GO): nuclear pore organization
Cellular component (GO): nuclear pore; nuclear pore inner ring
Molecular function (GO): structural constituent of nuclear pore
Source: RefSeq, a predicted model, not a curated record
GUUGAAAAACCGCUAAACCAGACGAGAAAAUCGAGUUUUCCUUUUCAAAGAAAUCUUAUUGAGUUUCGUGCUUUAGUUAAAGUUCAGAGUGAUACCGAGUAUCUAAACUUGCGAAAAUGGGUGAAGCAUCUCCAGAUGACAUGUGGACGCCUUUUAAGCACUUGCAACUCGUAGUAGAGUCAUAUUUAUCGUGUUCGGAAGCAAACUUGUCUGAGCUGGAAGUCAUCUUGCGAAGACACAAACAAAAUUUUAGUACACUGUUGAGGAAUCCGCCGAAAAACAGUAAAAGUCGUGAGGAAAUUCGACAAGCCAUAACCGAUGGCAUCAAUUUGCCAGGGUUGGGUCACACAAUCCUUUCGAAGGACCUGGUCGACGAGAGCAUCAUCAUUUCCGAUAUGUACGAUAUGAAUGAGUUUAUAGCGCUUGAGCUCUUGUGUACGGCACAACAACAAAUGCCAAAUCAUCCCGGUUUGCCUCGUGGUUUAGUUGCCAUUUUGUUGUAUUACGAUGGACGCAAGGCUCUUGUUACGGCACUCAAAGAUUUGAUGCAAGCAAGGAACGGCAUUUCCUGGUGCACCGAUGCUUCGCAGGAGAUAACUCAGUUUGUAACAAACUAUACCGACGGACUAGUUGGCGAUGGGUUGUUGAAUACGAUAAUCGAUUUGUUGGAUAAGCUUGAUGUUUCCAAAGAAAUGGAAUUACUCAGUAAUAAUCGAGCAUUGGGUCCACCUAAGCACCAUCGUCAAGUGCUGGACCUUUUCGAAGAUGUGCGUGUUCUUUUAGCAACUUGUCUAUUCAACUAUUCAGCACAAUCUGGAUUACCCAAAGAAACGGUAACAAAGCUCAUAAACUUCUUGUCCAAAUAUAAGCCAUCUACAUCGGUGGGAGGCAUCGGAGAUGUUACGUUAGCACUGCAAAUGGCCUUGAUGUAUGCCACAGACUUGAGUGUGAUGCAUCGCCAUGAAGAUGGCGAAGAUAUCGCUAAAACAUUGCCAAUUGUAAAGGAUCCCGAUUUUAUUGAAACAAUCCUUGAAAAUUUGUCACAACAAUGGGAGUGUGAGGGACUACGGGCGCUCACAAUGUUUUCAUUUGGCUUGGCGAUCGCUACACUUCGUUUGCCAUCACAAACUGUCUUCAGCAACCUUUCAAGGCAGAAUGAUCACGAUGAGAUACUCGUUGACGCUGCAAUACAGAGCAAAGUUUUUGACUUUAUCCACUACACCUUACUCGAUAACGAGCAAGUUUUCAAGAUUGAGUUUUACUACAGACGAUUGCAUUUCCUCUUUACCGACUUUAUUGAGCUGAUGCAUUCCAAAGUCACAGAACUACGUGCACGCGCUGAUGAAACAGCAAGAACGGUCCAGGCAUUCCAGGCACAAGGUGUCGAGCCACCUAGCAAUUUGUGUCGGAGCUUCGAAACACUUCUCCUGGCUGUCGGGAAACUCUACAAAACUGAUAAACUUGGAUUGAAUUUGAGUCUCGAAUACUGGGGACCGUCUGAGGCCAUCAAUUCAAGCUAUCACCGUUCUGCAACACGAUCCGUUUGUUUGUUCAAAUUUAUUCGUUUGGCCGGAGAAAUAUUGCCACCUAUACUCUUUGUACCAUACUUGAAAAUGAUCGCUGGCUUAUCGUCAAAUCCUGAAUCUGCACGAAAUGCCUUCAAUUUGCUCAAACAAGGCUCGGGUACAUCUGGCAACACCACUAUAUCAUGGGAUCAUUUUUUCAAUUCAUUCGCCAAAUAUUACGCCAACUUGCGUCAAGAGCAAAAUCCCGGUACCGAGACAAUCUACCGCAGCCGAGUAUUGAAUCGAAGUAUCAGUCCUGAAGAAAUAGCUGGAUUGCAAGCUGUAUUGAAAGUUAUUCAAGCUGUUGCGACUCACGACGAAGUCGCCCGCACAGCUUUGUGCGAGCAUCCUGGAUGGUCACCGUUGCACGUAUUGCUGGGACUCGUCAGCAGCAGUAUUAUUAUUCCUCUAAAGACUGAUUUGGUACUUGCAUUAGCUGCCCUUGCCAAGUCAAAAGAAACGGCACUACAGUUAUGGGGCAAUUUGGAAGCAAGUCAAAUUAUCGUAACGAUUCCCACUACCGCCGCUUUCAGUAGUCGCGGAAUAGAGUCCGAAAUUGAAGAAGUAGAGAGUCGCAACGAAUAUUACCCACUUACACAAGCUGUGUUGGAGUUACUUUACAACUUGUCUGAUGCCGUUGUACCAAGAAAUUUGGGAGCUGGAAAUCGCCGACCAGGUCUCGAUCCGUAUCUGACUUUCAUCAUUAAUACCGUAUUUUUGCGGUUCUACAGUAGAAAUUACAAGGAUGUGGGAGAAAAAUGGGCCAUUGCUGCAAAAACUCUACGAAUCCUAGACAUGUAUCUGAAGACAUACGAAGUCAAUCCAGCAGAUUUUCCCGUGCAAAACAGCACGAAAGAGGAAAAUCCAUUGCCUGGAUUCCAUAUUUUGUUGCAAAUGCACACAAAAUCAGAUUUCUUACGUCUUCUUUUACUCAUAUUAGAUGAAGCUGCUUGUUUGUUUGAAAGUUACACACCAUUCCCUGGAAAGGAACAUCUUCAAGAAGCAUGUCGAUAUGCGUUAAAUAUCGUCGAACGAGCAUUACAACAACAGGACGUCUUUUUCGAGGCACAUUUCACAUCAAACUGUUCGGUUUUGUUGUCGGGACUCAACAAGUUACUGCAAGGCGUUAAUCCACGCAGUGGCAAACCUGAUCAUCUCUUGAAUAUAGCCAAAUUUGUGACCUUCAAUUCAUGGCUGCCAGCUCAGUCGUUGCUGGGAAUUCAAAUAUUGACCCACGUUAUUCGACAACCCAGUGUAAAUGGACAUUUGCUCGGACUAUUUUUGCAAAGUGAAAAAACAAAAUUAGAAAUUCGACAUGGUUUUGUGGAAUGUAUAGAAAAUGAAGCGAUAAUUGAAAAUUAUAAUCAAAUGAGUUUGAGUGAGGCUGCCAUCAUUUUGUUGCAAGAAUCAAUGCCACAAUCAGCUCCUAAUUUGGCACAGUACCUCUUGGGAUUCGAUGUGACUAAAGACAUGCGAAACACAAAGCUACAUCAUCCUGGAGUUUUAGAUUUUCCAAGCACCUGUACCAAAUCACUAAUUAACUUGUUGGAUUUAGUCAUAGCGAAUCGUGGAAAGCAUUUCUCAGAGGAUAAACAACGUUUAAACGAAAGAGCUUACACACUUUUGUACACCUUGUGCGUUGAUAUGCGAACUUCUGACAUUAUGCUUCGCUAUCUUCGUUCUUGCAACGAUUUUCUCGGAAGACAUGUGUCCGCACUUCCUUUUGCUAACACAACAAAUGCACAUGUUCUAAAUCAAAUGUCUCACCUACUAAAAUGUGUCGCAAUCGAGCUAAAACAUACUGCAGCUGGAAAUCAAAUCACUACUUUUGGUAAUUUAUGCAAAAUCUUAUUGGGAGUUGUACAAAAUCAAAUUGUUGAUCCAUCACCUGCGGAACUUUCGCAUAUGCAUUCGUCUUUUGUCGGAUCAAACAACAUAAUGGAGACACCUGCACGAAACAAAAGAAACGCGGAGCCUAAGUUGCUUCUGUGUCAACUUUUGGAAAGUGUGGAUGUUGAAUUGAAAUCUGUAGAGAAACCUAAGUGGGACUUUUUUGAUGCUUUAAUGUUGCAAGGACUGAUCAAAUCAUGCGAAGUUUCAUCAAAUUCAAGUACCAAAUUGAUCAACAUAAAAAAAUUGCAUGACGUCCUUAGAGACGAAAUCAAUUCUGUGCAAAAUACUUUGGUCAUGGGACAUUUGAAUCAAAUCUUAGUUGAAAUGGAACAAGUUCUCGAUUACGGAUUGGCAUUGAAUGCGCAGAGAACGACGUCGUCAGCUACAGUGGGCUUCCUGGAGUCUUGGGGUCAAGUGACAGAAAUAUUGUUUUUAGUUGCACCCCAGUUUGUCAUUUCUAAUGACUUGAAACAAUCUCUAAUAUUGGAGAUUAUGCAGGUGCUUCUCACUAAGCUCGUAAAAGCACAAAUUCCACCAGAGCUGGCCAGCACAAGUUCAAAUACUGUUCUCAUGCUAUUGGUAAGCUUACGAGGAUGUUAUUCAACAGAGUCAACAACAAAUUUGGAAAACACAUUAAAUACAACCACUGCUCUUAGCGUAAGCCAAUUACUUACUUUAAACGGUCCACAAAAGGCUACAAUAACUAGUCAAAGCACCAACACAUUGAGUUUGAAGUUUAUCCUGCGAAAUAUCAUUGAAUGGAUAAUUGUGAGUGGAUUGGCAUCACAAAGACUCCGAAUAAAUUUAUAUGCGUCUUUGUUGAACUUCAUGCACAUUGUCAAAGAAACUGCUCCCAAAGAGGUUGUUGAAGAUCAAUUUUCGAACGAAUAUGUAUCUCGUCUUGACAAAUCAAUCAUAACAAGCAAAAAUAAUGGGCAAGAUAAUUCUGAUCAGAUGGAGAUGACUAUUGAAGUUCUCUCAUCGUAUGGAGACAAACUUGUAGAUGUUUUGUCGCAUGACUGCAUUGGUGGACACGAUGUUUGUAAAAUGUUAGCUUUAUCUUGCAUUGACAUGUUGCUCGAUCUAGAUCCAAUGUCCAACUUUGUGCAGUUUUUGUCACGACGGGGUUACUUGAACAACAUUAUUGACAGCCUGCUCAAGAUCGAUACACAAUUGUGCAAAGUUUUGGAUGUAAAGCCGGAUACUCUCAAGUACCUCUAUGUGUACGAGUCGAAGAUGUCAAUGUUGAGUCGUGUGGCUAGUAGUCACAUCGGUGCCGAAUUGUUGUUGGAAAGCAAGAUACUAAGUGUUCUGGCCAGCAUGAAAGUGUUCGAUCUUCAUCCAGAUUUCCAAGUGCAUAAUUAUUUGACGAUAUCACAAGACAAUUCUACUUUUAUUCCGCCAGUCGAGACACGAUACCAACAAAUCCUUCUGCCAGCCCUCGGCUUAUGUGAUGUCAUUCUUACUACUUUGGGAACCGAGAAUCAUUCAACUAUCGCACAAAUCAUUUAUUUUCUUUUGUCUCACAGUGACAUGAUAGAAAUGGUUUUACGAGCUGGAACGCCGCUUUUGAACGUUGGUUUGUUGCAGGAACUAUCAUCAAUCACAAACAUCAUUGCUCGAGUUAAUAAUCAAGAGAUUGCAAACUUUAUUGAUCCAACCACCAGUCAAGACUUGGGAGCCCAUUUAUAUCGACUACAAAAAUUAAUGUUGACACUGUUGCCUCGUUUCGUUAUAACAGACAAACUGCUUAAAGACAUCAAUCAAAUCGAAGAACGGAGCAGUUUUGGAGCAGAUACGGAGAAAAAUAAGCAAUUACAUGUGAAAUACGUGUUUCAAAUCGGAAGUAAUUUAAUUUUGUACGCAAGAAAUUGUAUCAUGAACCAUUCAACUGACCAUAAGUGUGUCAAUGUAAUUUUUUCCCCCAACAUUACUGAAGCUCUUCACACUGGGGAACCUGAGAGUUUGGUAAACUUGCAAUCGUCAUCACCAUCUUUGGGCAUUGUGGUAUCUCAAUUGAAAAAUUGUGUUGACUAUUACAACAGAGAAAAAAUUGUUUACGAUGGUCUUAUUAGACAAAAAAGUGCUAACGCAAACCUUAGUAUCGACCCAAGCUCUCAAGCACAAACGAAAACCCUACAAGAACGCAUUAACGAUAAGCAGAAUGAACUCAAAUAUUGCGUUUUUAUUAUUGAACACUGUCUGUACUUGUUAUGGGCUCACUUGGACUUUUAUAUGCUCAAAGUUGUGGGAUUCAAUCAAUCUUUUGGAAAUGAUUUGCUCCUUACUGCAGACCCAAAUGGAUGGAAAGUUGGAAUGGAAGACAUAAGUAGUUUGAAAGAAAAUCUCGUGUCCUUUAUCACGGAAAAUUUUUGUAAACAAUUAAUCAACACAACUACAGAACAGUCUGUCUCUGACAAAGGAUUCAUUGAAGCUUUGUUGCGUCGUAUUAAACGACUAAUUCAGUUUGUUCCAGUAAAAUAAGCUUUGAUAGAAAAAAAAGUUAUUAAAUAUAUUAAUGUUUUCGUUACGAUUAAAUUCAAAUAUAUUUUGUUUAUAUUUUUUGCCAUUUUAUAUCAAAAAUUAAAAAUAGAAAUGACUCUAAAAAAUUUAUGCGAAAAUAUUU